GCUCUUGUAUAUGGGUCCCAACUAAUCUAAACGCCAAAACAUCCACAAACGCAAACUAACUUCACUGAAACCACUCCUGAUCUCAAUCUUCUUUGAAUCAAAACCCUAAACAACAACAGAUGAAGUCAGAUUCUUUAGAUUACUAAUAACAAUGUCUAAUCAAUGCUCUAAUAUAUUUAAUUAUCGAUCUUUCAAUCUCUUUCCCCCUUUCAAUACGCCUCUAAAACCCUACGCUACCACUCUCCCUCCUGUGUUUCCAUUUAAUGGCAAUCUCAUACUAAUCGAUAAGAGAUUAGGAAACAGAAAGUUAUCACUUCCUCCGCCAAUAGCCGCUCAAAUUUCAUCGGAUGUAGUUCUCGUUGCAACCACAGAACAUCAUGAUGGCAGUUUAAUAUUCCAGUUUGGGGAUGCUUCCGAGGUAGUGAAAAAUGAUGAAGUGGAAGAAACAGAGAGUAAAGCUGAACUGGAAAGUAAUGUUGUGAACGUAUUAGAUGGAGAUCAGGAUAGACAGGUGGUUGAAAAGACAACUGAAGGAGAAUCUGUAAGUGAUGUUGACAGACUUACUGAGGUUGCUGAUGAGAUUACAAAUGUAGACAUUGACAGUGACAUUGCUGAAAGGGAAACUAAUGUCACUAGUGAUUUGAGAGAUUCUCAUGCAGUAUUGAUGGAGAGAGUGUCAUGUAUAUCUGAGGAAGAAGUUAUUUCAUUGCAAUUUGAUGCUAAAAUGAACGAAUCUCUUAAAGAUGUAGAGAGCACGCUUGAUACAACAGAAUGCACUGCUCAACCUGAUGAUAAAACUGAGGAUCAAUUAGUUUCUGUUAAGCCUGAAAGUAUACAAGCUUCAGAUAUUGAAGUCAUGGAUGUUAAACAACCAUAUGCUGCGGAUGAGUUGGACAAGGUGGAAACUGAAGAUACUAGUGAGAGUGAUACAGAAGAUAUAAUCCCUCCUGCAACUAUACAUAUAACAGAUGUUGAACUGAUGGGUGCUGCAAAUGAAGAUGUCAAUGAAGAGUUGCAAGAUAUGAACAUCAAUGGGAUUACUCUCAUAGAUGAGAUCCCAGCAUCUGAUUCAUUAGGAGCUGAACCUUUAGAUGAGGUAAGCCAGCUCCAAGCUGUUGAUAUCAAGGUUGAGACAACCAUGGAAAUUUCAAGUACUGAAGUCAUGGAUGUUAAGGAUCAAUCUAUGGAAAAUGAGUUGCAAGAAGUGAGCACCAAUAAGAGGGAUGAGAAUGAUGUUGCAUAUGUGAUCCCUGUAUCCAGUGUAGGAGAGGCAGACCCAAUUCUAGAAGAGGAUGUCAGCCAACCCCAAUCAACCCCUGCCCCCCUCAGGCCUGUCAUGCAAGUUUCAGAUAUUGAACUUCAUGAUUCAAUGGAUCAGAAUCCAGAUAAUGUACUUUUACAAACCCACAAUGAAACUGAGUUGCAAGUUGAGCUCAUGGAUAUUACACAAACAGAUGAGUUGCAAAAAGUGGAGACUGAAGAUACUACCACAAGCGAUACGAAGGAUUUAUCGCCUCCCACAAUCUUGAAUAUUUCAGAUACUGAACUUAUGGAUGCUGGAAAUGAGGAUAUGGAGGAAGGGUUGCAAGAUAGGAACAUGAAUGAGGGUACUUUCAUAGAUGAGAUGCCACCAUCGGAUCCAUCAGGAGCUGAAACAAUUCUAGAUGAGGUAAGCCAGAUUCAACUUGCUGAUUUCAAUCUUGAGGCAACCAUGGAAGUUUCAUCUGCUAAAGGCAUGGAUGUUAAGGAUCAGCCUGUGGAAGAUGAGUUGCAACAAGUGAGCUAUGUGAUGCCUGUUACCUUUAUAGAAGAGGAGGUAAGCCAGCCCCAAUCAACCCCUCUUGAGUUCAAGUCCACCAUGCAAGUUUCAGAUAUUGAACUUCAGGAUACUAUGAGUCUGAACUCGGAUGAUGGAAUUUUACAUGUCAUUGAUGAAAUUGAGAAUCCAUCAGAAUCUGUCAAGGUUGAAUCUAUGCAAGUUUCACAUAUUGAAGCCAUGGAUGAGUUGCUUGAGGUAGAAACCAAAGAUACUAGAGAGAGUGAUGCAAAAGAUUCAGUGUGUCCAGAAACCAUGCACACUUCAGAUAUUGAACUUACGGAAGCUGCAAACGGGAAUUUGGUAGAAGGGUUGCAAGAAGUGAACACAGGUAAUAGCGAUAAGAAUGAUGUUUCAAAUGUGAUGCAUGCAGAACCAGUUCUAGAAGAGGAGGAAAAGCAGCCAUGUUCAACCCCUGUUGAGCUUAAGCAUAGCAUCCAAGUUUCAGAUAUUGAAGUUCAGGAUACUAAAAAUCAGAGCCUAGAUGAUGUGAUUUUACAAAUCAUUGAAGAGGAUGCAGGUGACAAUUACAUCAAGGAUUUUGAGCGAUCAUUGCAUCAAUUAGAGGCUCAACUAGUUCAAGAUGAGAGAGUAAAUCACAACAUAUUGGAACAAUGUGCUGAAGUUGAUGCACUUGAAAGCUCAAUGCUGGUUGAACAAGUUGCCAAUGUCUCACAACUGGAAGCAGAAAGAGUUGAGGAGAUUUAUCUGACAGGCUAUAUCCUGUCUUCUGGUGCAGCUUUGUUGGAGCAUCCAUUUAAGGCAUUGACAGGUGGAGAUGAUGCGUACUUUCUGUCUAGCAGUAAAUGGCUAGGGGUAGCUAGUGGGGUUAGCCAAUGGUCAUUUGAAGGCACUGAUCCAGGAGUUUAUGCCCAAGAGCUCAUGAGAACCUGUGAAGAGAUUGUCUCAGUCUCAGAUACCACCAGUAAUGUUCCAAUGACCAGCCCUGUUGAACUUCUUUGUAGAGGUGUCAAAGAAACAAAUAUGUCAGGUUCCUCAAAUAUUAUGAUAGCAAACUUCAAUGGUCAGGCUCUUCAUGUGGCUAACAUCGGAGACACGGGAUUUUUGAUAAUCAGACAUGGUGCUGUUUACAAGAAAUCUUCUCCAUUGCUUCACGAGUUCCAUUUCGCAUUGCAAGUUGAAAAUCUCGAUGAUCCCUUGCACCUUGUGGAGGAACACAUAAUCGAAGUAGAUGAAGGUGACAUACUUGUAUCUGCAACAGAUGGACUUUUUGACAAUCUAUACGAGCAAGAAAUAGCUAUGGUGGUCUCAAAGUCACUACAAGCUGGGAUGAAACCAGAGGAAGUUGCUAAAGUAUUGGCUACACGGGCACAAGAGGUAGGGGUGUCUGCAUUUGUAAGAAGUCCGUUCUCAGAUGCUGCUCAGGCGGCCGGAUACACCGGAUAUAGUGGCGGCAAGCCGGACAAUGUGGCGGUGAUUGUGUCUUUGGUUGAAAAAAUAUCCACUUCAUAGAUACAGCUAAGACCAUUGGAUAAAUGCAACCAGUGGGCAAUUGGUGAAAUGUGUUAUUCUUUUUGAAUUGUUUACUUCACGAGUUAGGUGCACUUCUUCAUACUUCAUGUGCUGCUCAGUGCUCACAUUAUAAUUCCAUGUGGACGUUACAUAGUACAAGAAACGAUUGGAAGAUUUUAAGGAUAUGUUAAGGAUUAAUUUUGCAAAAAGCAAAUGCACAGUAU
Messenger RNA from Lactuca virosa, 3513 nucleotides. The record is from the annotation of a GenBank genome assembly. NCBI's taxonomy places the organism in Eukaryota, Viridiplantae, Streptophyta, Magnoliopsida, Asterales, Asteraceae.